Messenger RNA from Tricharina praecox, 1988 nucleotides. RefSeq names its product cytochrome P450. Bases 185 to 1744 code for a protein of 519 amino acids. Lineage: Eukaryota; Fungi; Ascomycota; Pezizomycetes; Pezizales; Pyronemataceae. Gene Ontology annotation, molecular function: monooxygenase activity; iron ion binding; heme binding. The record is from RefSeq and is a predicted model, not a curated record. The transcript has 3 exons.
ACCCGCCCAGCUUCCUUCUUCCAUUGUCCUUCCUUCUGCUUCAUCAUCAGUCGAGUCCUCCUUCGCGGUCCCACCACCCCCCCACAGCAAGCAAAUCGGAUAUCUCAACAUCCCCCCCCCCCCCCCCCCCCCACAGCUAGUAUACCUUGAUACCAGUGUCUCUGCUCGCAGUGCCACUGCAACAAUGGGCGUCCUCUCCGACAUACCCAUCGCACGUCCGACCACCGUCGACGUCGUGACGCUGCUACGCAAUGCUUUCCUCCUCGGUGCAGUCUACCUCGUCACUCUCGUCGUGUAUCGGCUCGUCUUCCACCCGCUCGCAAAGUAUCCGGGCCCUUUCCUCGCAAAGAUCACCGACUGGAACACUGCCUGGCAUGCCUUCAAGGGCGAUCGCUACAUGGAUCUCUACGAGGCGCACCGGAAGUACGGUCCCGUGGUCCGCGUCGCUCCCAACAUGCUCAGCUUCAACACCGCCACGGCCCUCAAGAGCAUCUACGGCCACUCGAACGUCUCGCGCCACAUCCAGAAGGGCCAGUUCUACUCCGCAUACCCCGCCGUCAAGGGCGUGCACAACACCCACAAUGCCAUCUCGAAGCUGGAGCAUGGCUUCAAGCGGCGUGUGCUCUCGGUCGCCUUCAGCGAGGCCGCCUUGAAGAGUAUGGAGGGUGCUGUGAUGGAUGCCGUCGAUACGCUCCUCGAGGGUUUCCGCAGGGAUGGUGCCAAGGGUGUUGAUAUAGGAGAACGCUUCUCGUGGUUUACUUUCGAUGUCAUGGGUGAUCUUUGUUUCGGAAAGUCCUUUGGCAUGUUGAAGGAUGAGACCCAACGCUUCGUGACGGACUUGAUCAGCAAGGCUACGCACAACCAUUACAUCUGCGGAAACUAUCUCCCCAUCAGACGGAUGGGCUUGGGCCGUUUUCUCUUCCCCACCAUUGCUCGUGACCGCUGGCGCUUCAUUGAGCAUUCGCGAGCCUGCGCCAACGAGCGAAUGAAGAUGGACCACUCGGCGAAGAAGGACUUCUUCUACUACCUCCUCAACGCCAAGGACUCCGAGACCGGCAAGGGCUUCUCGACCAAGGAGCUUUGGGGUGAGGCCAAUGUCCUGAUGAUCGCCGGCUCCGACACCACCGCCACCGCGCUCUCGUCGACCGUCUUCCACCUUUGCCGCAACCCCGACAAGCUCGCCAAGCUCCAAGCCGAGAUCCGAUCGACCUUCGCCUCACCCGAGGACAUCGUCACCGGCAAGGAACUGGCCGACUGCCACUACCUCAAGGCGUGCGUCGACGAGGCCAUGCGCGUUUCCCCUCCCGUUCCCGGUCUCCUGCCCAGGGAAGUCAUCUCGGCGUGCAAGAUCGACGGUCUCGACAUCCCCGAGGGCACCGGCGUCGGCGUCCCCAUCUACACCAUCCACCACAACCCGGAAUACUACCCGGAGCCGUUCGAGUACCGUCCCGAGCGCUGGAUGCACGGCGACGAGGAGCAGCUCGAGAUCGCGCGCUCAGCGUUCAAUCCGUUCUCGCUCGGCGCGCGCGGCUGCAUCGGAAAGAGUGUCGCGUACAUGGAGCUGCGACUCGCGAUCGCAAAGCUGGUCUGGAGCUUCGAGAUGAAGCAGAUCGUCACCGAGGGCAAGGCUGAGUGCUGGCGCGAGGGCUUCGCGGCUAGGGAGGGAGAGUAUAGGCUGAUGGAUCACUUUACGAGCAAAAAGGAGGGGCCGAUUGUGGCGAUUACGCCGAGGGAGCGUGCGUAGUGAGUCUUUUUCAUUCUGUUUUCUGGGACAAUUGGGGUUUGGGGGGGUUACAUGGAUGGACUUUUGGGCUUUGAUUAUCAUCUGCAUGUUCUUUUUCUGGUUCUUUUUCUUGUCUUUUCAACGAUAGCAUUUUUAUGAGGAACGUUGGUUGAGUUUUUAUGUAUCUGGGCAGCAAUUUAUAUUCCAUCUUGCACAAUAUCCUGAACUGUGUCUGGCUGAGAUCAACUCAACUCUCGACCCAUGG